Molecule: messenger RNA, 3465 nt
Organism: Ostreobium quekettii
Lineage: Eukaryota; Viridiplantae; Chlorophyta; Ulvophyceae; Bryopsidales; Ostreobiaceae
Source: the annotation of a GenBank genome assembly
AUGGCGGGCAGCAAAUAUGAAGAGGAGUACGACGACGAGGACGACGACGAAUACGAAGAGCAGGACGAUGAAGAGGAUGACGAGGAGCUCGAGGACGCCGCGGAGCCGCGUUACGGCCGCUCCCGUCCCCGGCUGGGAUCCAAGCGCAAGGCGGACAGGGACGCCGAGGAGGACGACGACCACCUGGGGGGGCGGAAUCGCGGCGACGCCAGGAAGUUCUUGGACAUCAUAGCCGGGGUGGACGACGGCGACGAGGAGAGCGAGGAGGAGGAGGGGGACCUGGACCUGAUCGCGGACAGGGACCUGAGGGAAGAAGACGAUGAGCUGCCGCAGACGCAGUCACACUUCUACCGACAGUUUCCGGUCAAUGACCAAGGUGUGGAGGAGCCUGAGGAUCUUGAAGAAUUCAUCAGGGACAGAUACAAGGACCACAAUUACGCGGAGCAGGCUGGGGAUUCCACCACAGCCUCCCAGCAGAACCUGCUCCCAACCCUGAAAGACCCCAAGCUCUGGGUAGUACACAUACGUCCUGGGCACGAAAAGACCAUCUGCAUACAGCUACUCAACAAGUUCCAUGCCUACACCAACCAAGGCAAACCCCUGCUCAUAAAGUCUGCGGUGUGCCUGGACCACCUCAAGGGGUACAUUUAUGUUGAGGCUGAGAAGGAGGCCCAUGUACGCGAGGCCCUCAAGGGCCUGCGGAACAUAUUUCACUCCAAGGGGGUCAAGCAGGUGCCCCUGUCAGAGAUGGUGGAUGCGAUCACUGUGAACAAGAUGGCAAAGAUGACUCUGGAGCGGGGAUCAUGGGUGCGGGUGCGGUCAGGAGCCUACCGGGGGGACCUGGCCAAGGUGCUAGACAUCGACUAUGCCAACUCCCGCCUUGUGAUCAAACUCAUCCCCCGAAUCGACCUCAGUUCCCUUCACCACCGGGAGGACAGGCGUGCGGUACCCUUUGGCCAGCAGCCCAAGGUGCGGCCCACGGCCAAGCCUUUCAGUGCCGACGAGGCACGGUCGCUGAACUUGCCAGUGGAGAGGAAGCGAGGGGGCAAUGGGGAGCACUUCCUGAUGGUGUUCAGCUACCAGUUUCAGAAUGGGUACCUGAUAAAGAAUGUGGCCAUGAAGUCGGUGGUGCCAGAAGACACGAUGCCACCGCUGGACGAGCUGCAGCGUUUCAACAUGGCAGGGCAGCUUAACAGGGAGGAGGGUCAGGAUGACGACAUGGAUCUGGCCAACCUGGGCCGCUCACUGCCCACCUCCAAGCAGGCGUACAAGAAAGGCGACAGGGUGGUGGUCACCAAGGGCGACCUGCAGAAGUUGACGGGCUUCGUGCACGAGAUCAAGGAGGAUGGAAAGGUGGAGGUGCGCUUGGACCACCAGGAGAUCAAGGAUGCCCUGCUGUUCGAUGGCGGGGAGCUGUGCAAGUUCUUCCAAGUGGGGGACCACGUGCGAGUGGAGGGAGGAAUGCACGAGGGCGAGAUGGGCAUGAUUUUGAAGGUGGAGGCCAACGGGGUGCAGUGCAGAGUCAUGUCGGACAUGACCAAGAAGGAGUUCAUGGUCUUUUCGAGGGAUUUGUCGAAAACAGAGCUGGCCCCCGUGGGCCUGGACUCGAUUGGCGACUACGAGCUGCACGACCUGGUGGAGCUGGACAGCAACACCUUUGGCGUGAUCGUGUACGUGGACAAGGACUUCUGCAAGGUGCUGGUGGCGGAGGGCACCCCAGACAAGCCCGAGGUGCGCGCGGCCCGGCUGGUGCAGAUCCGGCGCAAGAUGAACACGCGCCGUAGCACGACCAACGACUGCUUCGCCAACAGCGUGGGCGUGGGGGACGUGGUGGACGUGGCCAACGGGCCGAUGCGGGGCACCCACGGCACGGUGGAGUACAUCAUCAAGGGCUACUUGUUCAUCAAGUCGCAGGAGACGACCCAGAACAUGGGCUUCAUCGCGGUGCCAUCGCGGUCGUGCAAGGUGAGGGGGGGCAAGAAGACGGGCCCCACGAGCCGAGGCCUGACGCCAUCCCAGACGCCCUACCGCAGCUACGUGCCUCAGAGCCCCGGCUAUGGCCCGCAAUCCCCCAACCCACUGCGGUCCCCAGCAGGGCUUGCCAGCCCGGCUGGGUCGGCCUACAGCUUCGGCAACGGGGCCUUUGGCGGGGGCGGGGGCGGCUUUGGCGGGGGCGGCCGCUUCAAGGAGUCCCUGGUGGGCAAGACGGUGCGCAUCACCAAGGGCAUCCACUGGGGCAAGCGGGGCCGCGUGCUGAGCGAGACGGACACCCACGUCCGCAUGGAGCUGGACUCCAACAGCAUGGUGAUCACUAAGGACAUAAGGCAGCUGGAGCUCGACGACGGCAGCCGGCGCAAGCGCCGGUCCCGGCGCGCCGGAUCCGAGACCCCCUGGAACGGCGACCUCACCAAGACGCCCCUGCGCCCGCCCACUACGCCCGCCCACCCUCAGACGCCCUACCACCCCACCAUGACGCCCAUGCACCCGGGUCUGGGGGGCGCGCGCGGCACGCCGCGCGGAUCCGCCACCCCCUUGCACACCAGCAUGUUCAACAACGCCCCCGCGUCCGUCCUGAGCCCGGCGCAAGGCAGCAGCAGCGACGACGACGACCCUCCCGGCAGCUUCCGUCCGCCGCCGUCCAGCCAGCCGUCAUCGAUGCCCCCUCCCAGGCCCUCGGCGCCCUACACGCCGGUGCGCACGCCGGCCUUCCCCUCCCCCGGGGAUGCCCUGGCGGCAUCCACGCCGGCCGAUGCUCCCACCCCCGCUGACGUCCCCACCCCGGGAUCCUUGGUGGCGCCAUCGGCAGGAGGAUUCACGCCAUUGGAUGGCCGGACCCCGGGGCUUCUUCCGGCAAUCACCCCCGCUCCGCCGCCCACACAGACGCCCGGUUACACUCCAGGCGUGACUCCGGGCGUCACGCGCAGCAUCCCGCCCGCCAUGACCCCAGGCAUGACCCCCAGCAUGACCCCCGGCAUGACGCCCGGCAUGACCCCGGGCAUGACGCCCGGCAUGACUCCAGCAGGGGACUGCCCGGCGGGCGCGAUCGGCGGCGAUUCCGCUGCGGGCGCGUCCGAGGCAUCGCACAUGAUCGGCCUGCUUGUCCAGAUGGCCGAUGGCGGGCACGGUGUGGUGAAUGAUGUGAGCGGGGAUGGCAGCUUCGCCGUGGAACGGGUCAGCGAGGGCGAGCGGGGGGAGUUCGUGGAGACCGGCCGGGUCGAGGCGGCGUCGGUGGAUUCCGUGAGGCCGGUGCCGCCGCAGAAGCGCGACCACAUAAAGGUGCUGGAGGGGGAGUACCGGGGAAGGACGGGAGCUAUAGUGGGCGUGGACGGGCACGAAGGGAUUGUGAAGCUAGAUGGCAACUUCGCGAUCACGAUCAUUGACAUGAACAAACUGGGGCGCCUGUUGCGGCCACCGGAGCCGGGCGGGGAGGGGAGGGAGGCGGAGGCGGGUGGGGCGGAGAGCUGA